Messenger RNA from Fukomys damarensis (Damara mole-rat), 1990 nucleotides. RefSeq names its product UDP-glucose 6-dehydrogenase (gene Ugdh). The transcript is spliced from 12 exons. The record is from RefSeq and is a predicted model, not a curated record. The coding region runs from base 351 to 1835 and encodes 494 amino acids. Gene Ontology annotation, biological process: glycosaminoglycan biosynthetic process. Gene Ontology annotation, molecular function: UDP-glucose 6-dehydrogenase activity; NAD binding. Gene Ontology annotation, cellular component: nucleus; cytosol. NCBI's taxonomy places the organism in Eukaryota, Metazoa, Chordata, Mammalia, Rodentia, Bathyergidae.
UGGAUGCUACACCCUGUGUACUGUCCUUGGGUGUUUCUGGAGACCAUGUUUGUGUGAAAUCUUGACAUGUUGAGUGGUCUACAUAGAAGGAGAUAGUAAAGUAGGGUUGGGAAUUCUGGUAUGGAGAGCAAAGAGGCUCCAUUGGGAGGGAGCCAUUCAUGAACACCCAGAGAAGUAGCUGUCUAUCAACUGGCCCCGAGGACAGUGAGUCUUUCAGUUUCUUUAAAACCCCUAAGAAAUGUAGGACAGUAGUGUGGUUUGUUUCUUCAGAGGAGUUCUGGAAAUGAAAGAGCUGUCUGUCUACUCUGAGAUGUGCUGUUUAGUACUCAACAUCUACUUUAAAUGCAGUCAUGUUUGAAAUUAAGAAGAUCUGCUGCAUUGGUGCGGGCUAUGUCGGGGGACCCACCUGCAGUGUCAUUGCCCACAUGUGCCCUGGAAUCAAGGUGACAGUUGUGGAUGUCAAUGAGUCCAGAAUCAAUGCAUGGAAUUCUCCUACUCUUCCUAUUUAUGAGCGGGGACUAAAAGAAGUAGUAGAAUCUUGUCGAGGAAAGAAUCUAUUUUUUUCUACCAACAUCGACGAUGCCAUCAAAGAAGCUGAUCUGGUAUUUAUUUCUGUGAACACGCCAACCAAAACCUAUGGCAUGGGCAAAGGCCGGGCCGCCGAUCUGAAGUAUAUCGAAGCCUGUGCUAGACGCAUCGUGCAGAACUCAAAUGGGUACAAAAUCGUGACCGAGAAAAGCACAGUUCCAGUGCGGGCAGCAGAAAGUAUUCGUCGUAUAUUUGAUGCGAACACAAAACCCAACUUGAAUUUGCAGGUGCUGUCCAACCCUGAGUUCUUGGCAGAGGGGACAGCCAUCAAGGACCUGAAGAACCCGGACCGAGUCCUGAUUGGAGGGGAUGAGACGCCUGAGGGCCAGAAAGCUGUGCAGGCCCUGUGCGCUGUGUAUGAGCACUGGGUGCCCAGAGAAAAGAUCCUUACCACUAAUACUUGGUCUUCAGAGCUUUCUAAACUGGCAGCAAAUGCUUUUCUUGCCCAGAGAAUUAGCAGUAUUAACUCCAUAAGUGCCCUGUGUGAAGCAACGGGAGCGGAUGUGGAAGAGGUCGCAACAGCCAUUGGAAUGGACCAGAGAAUUGGAAAUAAGUUCCUGAAAGCCAGUGUCGGUUUUGGUGGGAGCUGCUUCCAGAAAGAUGUUUUGAAUUUGGUUUAUCUCUGUGAGGCUCUGAAUUUGCCUGAAGUAGCUCGUUAUUGGCAGCAGGUCAUUGACAUGAAUGACUACCAGAGGAGGAGGUUUGCGUCCCGGAUCAUAGACAGCCUGUUCAACACUGUGACUGAUAAGAAGAUAGCUAUCCUGGGCUUCGCAUUCAAAAAGGACACGGGCGACACGAGAGAAUCCUCCAGUAUCUACAUCAGCAAAUACCUGCUGGAUGAAGGUGCACACCUCCAUAUAUAUGACCCGAAAGUACCAAGGGAACAAAUUGUUGUGGAUCUCUCCCAUCCAGGGGUUUCACAGGAUGACCAAGUGAAUCGACUUGUGACCAUUUCCAAGGAUCCCUAUGAAGCAUGCGAUGGGGCCCAUGCUGUUGUCAUUUGCACUGAGUGGGACAUGUUUAAGGAGCUGGACUACGAACGCAUUCAUAAAAAGAUGCUCAAGCCAGCCUUUAUCUUUGAUGGGCGACGUGUCCUGGACGGGCUCCACAGUGAACUGCAGACCAUCGGCUUCCAGAUAGAAACAAUUGGCAAAAAGGUAUCUUCAAAGAGGAUUCCAUAUGCUGCUUCUGGUGAGAUUCCAAAGUUUAGUCUUCAAGAUCCACCAAACAAGAAACCUAAAGUAUAGACAUCAAGGUUUUUAUUUAUGGCUAUUUUGCUACUUCAGGAUAGCAGAUAACUGAUAUUAAAAUGGUAAAUGAACCAAGUUGUUUUUAAGGAAACAAAAUUAUUUUUUUAAUCAUCAAGUUUAUACUACUAUAUGGCUAUUAGCAUCUGACUUAU